Messenger RNA from Punica granatum (pomegranate), 2971 nucleotides. The record is from RefSeq and is a predicted model, not a curated record. Lineage: Eukaryota; Viridiplantae; Streptophyta; Magnoliopsida; Myrtales; Lythraceae.
AAUCCUCAUUCCUUCCCCCAGCCCCAGCCCCAGCCCCAGCCCCACCCCUCUCUCUCUCUCUCUCUUAUACACAUAUACAUACACAUAUAUCAGGUUCCAGUUUGUUUGGGUUGCAGAGCUCUGUGCAUUCACUCCGCUCAGCUCGAUAGCUUCAGCAAUUCCUCGGGAGUGAAAGAGAGGAUACGAGGCGUUGAUGUAGAGAUUCAAAUGUUAUCCCUGGGACAGGCGCGCGGCGCGGAGUCAAAUGUACGGAUCUGCUGGCGGUUUUAUGGGCCCCAUCCAAUAAAGUUGGGACAAAACACAGAUGCAAAUCCACAGCGUCUGAUUUAGGAAAUGAUUUUAGAUUGAAAAGGGCUUUUCAUGGGGUAAAAAGUGGGCCGAAAUGGUUUUACAUCACAAGUGCUUAAGAACAUGGAGGAAACACGAGAUGAUGCAGGGUCAUCCGAGAAAGGGCCUCCUAAUGCUGCAUGGUGGAAUUCGGAUUUUAUGGAGAAAUUUGGAUCCUUGUCGCUUGGUGCUCAAGAAGACUCCUUAAGCAACAAAGAAUCGCCUCGGAAUUCUGAGCAAGAGGGUUUGUCACCUCAGGCAGCUUCACAAAUUCUUUGGAGCACUGGGGUGCUUUCUGAACCAAUUCCGAAUGGCUUUUACUCUGUUAUUCCGGAGAAAAAGCUCAAAGAGCUAUUUGAUUGCAUUCCUAUACUGGAUGAACUUCAUGCUUUGGGGCCAGAAGGUUAUAGGGCUGAUCUCAUUUUAGUGGAUUCCAAAAAAGACAAAAAGCUAUUUAUGCUGAAGCAGCUGGCCUUGACUCUAGGCAAGGGGAUGAAUUCAAAUCCAGCUGCAAUGAUAAAAAAGAUUGCCGGAUUGGUUUCUGAUUUUUACAAAAGACCAAAUCCGGAGAGUCCCGCAAAAGCUGUAGUGGAGGAAUCCUCCCACAUUUUGGAUAAUCGAGGUGUCCAGAUGUUGGGACAAAUAAGACAUGGUUCUUGUCGUCCUCGGGCAAUUUUGUUUAAAGUUCUUGCCGAUACUGUAGGUCUAGAAAGCAGGCUCAUGGUGGGUUUACCAAGUGAUGGCAGUCUCCAGUUUGUAGACUCAUAUAAGCAUAUGUCUGCAAUAGUUGUCUUGAACGCUGUGGAACUAGUGGUUGAUCUGAUGAGAUAUCCUGGCCAGCUGAUUCCAUGUUCAACAAAGGCAAUAUUUAUGACCCACAUUGCUGCAGCAGGGGAGAGUGAUUCCGCAGAAAAUGACUCUUGUGAUUCACCUUUAGAACCAAACAGCCCACUCUAUGGAUAUUCUGAGAAAGUGGACCCCGAAAGUGCUGAGAAAGAUGAGAGUCUUCAGUUUCAAGGGAGAUUUGAAGGAUUUUCAAAUGUAUCUGGUCUAUCUCUCAGAAACAUGAUGUUUCGAUCUAAUACAACGAUUGAUAGGCAGUUCAGCUUAUCUCAUAGUGAACCUGAUAUUGCAACUAGAUUUUGGGGACGCAACCGGAGAAAAGUCGUUGCGGACCAGCGGAACUCUAGUCUGAGUCCAGAGCAUCCUUUAUUUCGAGCACGAGGACGUUCCAUGCUUAGUGGUGAUAGGAAGUCUCUCAGAGAUUACACAGAUGGUGCAUCUUCAUCAAGGUCUGAAGGUACAUCGACAUCAGAAGGACGUAGGGCGAGAAGACGUAGCAUCAGCAUUACUCCUGAGAUCGGUGAUGAUAUUGUCAGAGCUGUGCGUGCCAUGAAUGAGACGCUAAAGCAAAACCGCUUGUUGAGAGUGCAGGGUGGAGAUGGUCAAGAUCUUCAAAAACGAGACCAGAAUCUCAAUUCUGAUGCUCGUAAUGAGGUAUCUGGUGGAACGUCUCCAAUGUAUAAUCGGGAACAUUUAAGUUCUCCCAAGGCGAUGUCAUUGCCCUCAUCUCCACAUCAGUUUAGGAGUCAAAGUUCUACGCGAAUUGGAACUGUUGAUUAUCAGGAGAAUUCUGAAAUGGUCUCCACCUGGAACAAAGUCCUUGAAUCUCCAAUACUCAGUAACCAACCCCUGCUACCUUUCCAAGAAUGGAAUAUCGAUUUCUCAGAGUUGACCGUUGGGACUCGAGUUGGUAUUGGCUUCUUUGGAGAAGUAUUUCGCGGCGUAUGGAAUGGAACUGAUGUUGCAAUUAAGGUUCUCUUGGAGCAAGAUCUGACUGCUGAAAACAUGGAAGACUUCUGCAAUGAGAUAUCCAUACUUAGCCGCCUUCGACACCCCAAUGUUAUUCUAUUCUUGGGUGCAUGCACCAAGCCUCCUCGCUUAUCGUUGGUAACUGAAUACAUGGAAAUGGGAUCCUUGUAUUAUUUGAUUCAUUUGAGUGGUCAGAAAAAGAAGCUUAGUUGGAAAAGGCGGCUAAAAAUGUUGCGUGAUAUAUGCAGGGGGUUGAUGUGCAUACACCGGAUGAACAUAGUUCACCGUGACCUGAAAAGUGCAAACUGCCUCAUGAAUAAACACUGGACCGUCAAGAUCUGUGACUUCGGGCUCUCUCGGAUAAUGACCAAUUCACCCAUGAAGGAUUCUUCAUCAGCAGGAACUCCCGAGUGGAUGGCUCCUGAGCUCAUUCGGAAUGAACCCUUCACUCACAAAUGUGAUAUCUUUAGCCUUGGGGUGAUAAUGUGGGAGUUCUGCACCUUAAGCAGACCAUGGGACGGUGUACCCCCAGAAAAGGUGGUGUAUCUGGUAGCUAAUGAAGGGUCAAGAUUGGACAUUCCUGAAGGCCCAUUGGGAAGACUAAUUGCAGAUUGCUGGGCAGAACCGCAGGAACGUCCGAGCUGCGAGGAGAUACUAUCCCGAUUGCUCGACUGCGAGUAUUCCCUCUGCUAGUUAUAAAUGAAUCCCAUAAGUUGUUCAUAAAACACAGGAUAGAGAGUAUGUAUUGUUAUUUCCGGCUCAUAAAAACUGCAAACUGGGAUGUGCCUGCCUUUCAAUUGAUCAUAUUCAAAACGUGGAAGGAAAUUUUCGC